Molecule: messenger RNA, 5060 nt
Organism: Ceratina calcarata
Lineage: Eukaryota; Metazoa; Arthropoda; Insecta; Hymenoptera; Apidae
Gene: shi
Product: dynamin-1 shibire
Exons: 19
Coding region: 397-3093 (898 amino acids)
Biological process (GO): synaptic vesicle budding from presynaptic endocytic zone membrane; receptor internalization
Cellular component (GO): microtubule; plasma membrane; cytoplasm
Molecular function (GO): GTPase activity; GTP binding; microtubule binding
Source: RefSeq, a predicted model, not a curated record
CUUCGAUUAUCGAUUGAAAACGUUACAUGCGUCGAGUCGAGUGUCGAGUUCCGUACGCUGGAUCUCAUUUAUGUGAACGCAACGACCGUAGAUUGUCGCGCUGUGGCUUUCUCUUGCAGUAGAUCAAAUGCCUGACAGCUUUCGUUUGUGAUCGGUGCACGAUCGCGAGUAUCGGAAAAAUGCGGUGAAAUUUGAUUCGUACAGCAUCGUGUCGUCGCGAAAUCGGCCAUUUUGGUAGUGCACUUUUCGAGGAAAACGAAUAGGAUCACUUCUAACAGCUACCCUUGACGGUUGUCCGUGGAAGUGGUGAUAACUCGGUGUCGCCCAUAGGACACAGCCGUGAAAACUUGAAACGAUUGUGUUCUUGGGCAGAAGUGAAGAAACAACCUCAACAAAAUGGCAGGGAACACGGGUAUGGAACAAUUAAUCCCGAUCGUGAACAAGCUGCAGGAUGCGUUCACACAACUCGGGGUGCACAUGCAACUUGAUCUACCACAAAUAGCAGUGGUGGGUGGCCAGAGUGCUGGAAAAAGUUCCGUACUUGAGAAUUUUGUUGGGAAAGACUUCCUACCUAGAGGAUCAGGUAUUGUGACCAGAAGACCACUUAUCUUGCAACUGAUUAAUAGUACAACUGAAUUUGCUGAGUUUCUACAUUGCAAAGGUAAAAAAUUUGUGGAUUUUGAUGAAGUACGAAAGGAAAUCGAAGCAGAAACAGAUAGAAUUACAGGGAGUAAUAAGGGUAUUUCUAAUAUACCAAUAAAUUUAAGAGUUUAUUCCCCUAAUGUUCUGAAUUUAACAUUGAUUGAUUUACCUGGCCUCACAAAAGUACCAAUUGGAGAUCAGCCAGCGGAUAUAGAAGCUCAAAUUAAAGCUAUGAUCUUCCAGUUUAUCAAAAGGGAGAACUGUCUUAUACUGGCAGUAACUCCAGCAAAUACAGAUUUAGCAAACAGUGAUGCUCUUAAACUUGCUAAAGAAGUAGAUCAGCAGGGUGUCCGUACAAUUGGUGUUAUUACAAAAUUGGAUCUUAUGGACGAAGGUACCGAUGCAAGAGAUAUUUUAGAAAACAAAUUAUUGCCGUUAAGACGAGGUUACAUAGGCGUUGUCAAUAGAAGUCAAAAGGACAUAGAAGGUCGGAAAGAUAUAAAAAAUGCUUUGGCAGCAGAAAGAAAAUUUUUCCUGAGCCAUCCAUCUUACCGGCACCUGGCAGAUAGAUUAGGAACACCGUAUUUACAACGUGUUUUGAAUCAACAAUUAACAAAUCAUAUUAGGGAUACUUUACCAGCAUUAAGGGAUAGAUUACAGAAACAAUUGCUUACGUUGGAAAAGGAUGUAGAACAGUAUAAACAUUUUAGACCUGAUGAUCCUGCCAUAAAAACAAAAGCUAUGUUGCAGAUGAUACAACAGCUUCAGUCAGAUUUCGAAAGAACUAUAGAAGGUUCAGGAUCAGCACAAAUCAAUACAAUGGAGCUCAGUGGAGGUGCUAAAAUAAACAGAUUAUUCCACGAACGUUUCCCAUUCGAAAUAGUUAAAAUGGAAUUUGAUGAGAAAGAAUUGAGAAGAGAAAUUGCUUUUGCUAUUAGAAAUAUUCAUGGUAUCAGAGUAGGUUUGUUUACACCUGAUAUGGCCUUCGAGGCAAUAGUCAAGAAACAAAUCAAUAGACUCAAAGAACCUAGUCUCAAAUGCGUGGAUUUAGUAGUACAGGAACUCAGUAAUGUCGUACGCAUUUGUACUGAUAGGAUGUCACGUUACCCUAGAUUGAGAGAAGAGACGGAACGUAUUAUAACUACUUAUGUUAGACAACGAGAGCAGAUGUGCAAGGAACAAUUGAUACUCUUGGUUGACUGUGAACUUGCGUACAUGAAUACGAAUCACGAAGAUUUUAUUGGUUUCGCCAACGCGGCAGCCAGUAGCCAUAAUGCAAGUGCACAACAAUCUUCAGAAAAUGCUGUUAAAUCCGGUCGUCAUACAUUAGGAAAUCAAGUGAUACGUAAAGGGUAUAUGUGCAUCCACAAUCUUGGUAUAAUGAAAGGUGGUUCAAGAGAUUAUUGGUUCGUCUUGACAUCAGAGAACAUUUCAUGGUACAAGGACGAAGAAGAACGCGAGAAAAAAUACAUGCUGCCUUUGGACGGAUUGAAAUUACGUGAUUUGGAACAAGGAUUCAUGUCCCGACGUCAGUUAUUCGCAUUGUUCAAUCCGGAAGGCAGAAAUGUAUACAAGGAUUACAAACAACUUGAAUUGAGCUGUGAAACGCAGGAUGAUGUCGAUUCAUGGAAGGCCUCCUUCCUCAGAGCGGGUGUAUAUCCUGAAAAGCAGACGGAGCAAGCGAAUGGUGAAGGAGAGGAUAAGCAGCGGGGUGGAUCUGAAGCUCAGUCAUCAAUGGACCCUCAACUUGAACGCCAAGUGGAAACCAUUAGAAAUUUGGUGGAUUCUUACAUGAAAAUUGUUACGAAAACGACUCGCGAUUUGGUCCCGAAAACAAUUAUGCAUUUGAUUAUUAACAAUGCAAAAGAUUUCAUUAAUGGGGAGUUAUUGGCUCAUCUAUACGCAAGCGGUGAUCAGACUUCGAUGAUGGAGGAAUCGCCGGAAGAGGCACAGAAACGUGAAGAAAUGUUACGCAUGUAUCACGCGUGCAAAGAAGCGCUUCGUAUUAUUGGAGAUGUCUCGAUGGCAACCGUCUCCACUCCAGUGCCACCGCCUGUGAAGAAUGAUUGGUUGGCAUCCGGUGAAAACCCAAGUCUUGGGUUAUCACCACCAUCUCCUGGUGGACCAAGACGUGGAGUGACACAGCCACCACCUCUUUCUAGCUCUCGUGCACCACCUCCGGUUCCGGCGGCGGUUGGUCGGCCGGCACCGGCUAUCCCAAGCCGACCUGGACCUGGUGGACCUCCGCCAACCCGUGGUAAUCCUGGCCUACCUGCUCCACUUAUACCAUCUCGUGUGGGUGGUCUUCAACAAAGGGUGACGCAAGCUGCGACGCAGGCCGCUGCGAAUGCCGCCAUGAACGAGCUGAUGGACGCAUUCAAGAUCAAGCGUCCCGUACCCAAUAUUCCUCCCCGAAUUCCCGACAGACCGUACUACGGCCGCUUAAACUGAGCUAGUCCACGGAAAAGCGCACGACACCUGUGCACACACAUCCACGCCCGAGAGCGUUCGAAGAGUUUCAUUUCGAAAUGAGCCGAUGAUCGAGAAAACACGGGAACACGAGCUCAGAACGAAUACAAAAGAAACAGAGCUGGGGGAGGCGUCAUCCGACGCUUUAGCGUUACGGGUGAAAAUCCUCUCUAGCAUCAGGACACGUCCUUCUAAGAUAGAUCUCUCUCUUCGUACAAAACUGCAGCUGUUUCGCUGCGCGAGAGAAAUAUUCAUAUCCUCUCUUCGUGCCUACGAAGAGGAAAAUCAUGGAAAAAAGAGGGACGGUGACCGGCGACGAUGGAGCAGGAGAAACAAGGCUGUGCCACAAAAAUAAAACAGAGGGGAAAGAGGGACCAAGAAAUCGGGACGAAUCGGGGCCAGCGAGAGGGAAGACCGGAAAAGGUCUGCUAGUCCGUUAUUUUACUCGAUGGCAGCCAGAGGCAAAACAAAUCAGUCACGCAACUUUCUUCUUUCUCUGAUAUUUCGCCUUAUACGUUAUUUAUAAAGUAUCGUUAGACGCGUUAGAGUACGUGGUAGCUUCUAAGUAUUAAAAAUGUGAAUAAAAGAAAAAGGUUGUGGCGCUUGAUGCGCGCGGUGCAAACGCUGAGGGAGCGAUCGUUAAGCCUGGUAUCAGGAAGAGGAGUCUUCUGCGACAAGAAGCGAUUUGUCCUUUUGCUUUUAAUAAUUUUGUCUUUUCUUUUUGUUGGCAGUAUUAGAGAACGGAAAUUGGAAUAUGUAUUGUUCGCGAGAAUUACAGGAAUUUUGUUGAAAUUAAUUGUUUUAGAUUGGUAAAAUUUGCGUGAAAAGUUAGGCAAACUUAGAACAUUAUGAAAUAUUUUAGAUGCGGAAGUAGUCGUCAAUAUUUGCUCCUUGUUCGAAGACUCGUUACCCAAGGUGUUGUUCAAACGAGAUUUAUGGACAAAGUUACAGGAAAACCAAUCUAUUUUUCAUUUUGAGGGAGGUGGGAAAUGCUUUUACGCAUCUUAAAGGGCUAGCCCCCCGUGUGUGGAACUCAAUAGCGGCGUACCUCUCCGUCGCAAUUCCACCUGAAACCUACACCCCAUCGUGACUGGAUCCUCUGCCCGGCUGUGUCUAUCACAAGAGAACUACGGGCAGGGGCCAAGACAUGCAACCCAAUUACCUCGUAUUUAGGACAACUUACUAGAGCAAAAAAAUACACACAAUUCGCCAAAUGAGUAAUCACUAGGUGAGGUGAUAGCAUGGAAAAAUGCGAGACUAUAUUCGACCGACGACAGCAUUCCAGUAACGCCUGUGCGCAAGUCAAAGAAAAUAAAAAAAAAAAGUAAAAACUGAGGGAAACUUAGAGUCAUUGUAAUUUAUCGCACUAAACGCAACAAUACUUUUUGUACGAUUAAUUUAUUGAAGUAUGAUGACGAUGCCAUUUUACAGCUCGAGUUUAGUUAACGUUAAUAAUAAUGAUAUUAAUAAUAAUAAUAAUAAUAAUAGAAUCAAUGAACAACGAAUUGUAGAAUGGAAAUUUUCUAAUCUAAUUACGUUUCGCGACUACACGCGAGAAUUAUAAAUAAGUAUAUGUAAAUUCCUCGUCGAUGUGUGCAGAAUAAUGUUGAUGGUUUUUAUUUGUUUUUAUCUAUUUUUGCAUCUUCACGUGUUAGCUGUUAUGAUAAACGCUUUUCGGUGGGAAGCGAAGAACUUGGAAGAAUCUUCGAAAAAUGAGGCCAACGUUCUACCAGGGAAGAAGGAAUGAACGAAUUGUACAUACAAAAUCAAAUAUGAACAUAGUAUUAUGUGUCGAUGUGCGUACUAGGGAAAAAGGAACAUUCUUUUUCCUUUCUUCAUUUUGUAUUAAACGAAACUUGAUAAAUCGAUAGUUGAUACACGACACCGACUGAUAACUAAUGUGUACCUAGAACAUACGUCAAAUCGAAUAAAACAAUAUUUAAUAUAAA